This is a messenger RNA of Populus euphratica (Euphrates poplar), 808 nucleotides long. RefSeq lists its product as uncharacterized. The transcript is spliced from 2 exons. NCBI's taxonomy places the organism in Eukaryota, Viridiplantae, Streptophyta, Magnoliopsida, Malpighiales, Salicaceae. The record is from RefSeq and is a predicted model, not a curated record. Bases 57 to 716 code for a protein of 219 amino acids.
UUCUGUUGUCACUUGAUUCUUCAUUCCACACAUUGAAUUGUAAAAGAACAAGAGCAAUGGGCUCUAAAGUCAAAUCUCUCUCUCUCCUCGUUCUCCUAUUAGCCUUCUCUCUUUGUUUCUCUUCACUAUCAUCAAAACCAGCAGACCCAACUCCAGCUCCAUGGCCACACCAAUUCCACUCAAUAAUUUUCAUGAAUAACAAUGGCUCACUUCAGGCAGUGGACCUCUGGUAUGACUGGAUUAAUGGCCGCAACUUCAACAUAAUCCAGAACCAACUUGGAAAGCUUCUUUAUGACCUUGAAUGGGAUAAUGGCACCUCCUAUAUCUACACGUUAGACUCCAAUAAAGAAUGCAGAGUCUUGCAUUUCCCAGUCGGUGUUCUCCGCCCCAAUUGGCUUGAAGGUGCUACCUAUCUUGGCCAACAAGAAGUUGAUGGCUUCUUCUGCAAUGUGUGGCAGAAGGUGGACUUUAUUUGGUACUAUGAAGAUGUCAUAACAAAGAGACCUGUUCACUGGGUCUUUUACACAGGAAUGACUGCUCAUGUGAUGACAUUUGAAGUGGGGGCGGUGCUAGAGGAUCCGAAGUGGCAGGCUCCCGUUUACUGUUUUAAGGAGUCUGAGAAGAAGGAGAGCACUGUCUAUAAAUCUGUGGUUAGUCAUGGAUUAUCUCGUGAAGGGUUAAUGACGGGAUCGUAUAAUGUUUCUAUGCUGUAUUGAUUGUCUCUUAUGAGCUUCAUUUCCUUUGUAUCUUAAUACACUUCCUGACUAUAUUACAAUUGAUUCUCAAUUGCAUCUUCAAUUACGUUCUG